Callorhinus ursinus (northern fur seal) is the source of this 1340-nucleotide messenger RNA. Its product is annotated as natural cytotoxicity triggering receptor 2. Gene Ontology annotation, cellular component: cell surface. Lineage: Eukaryota; Metazoa; Chordata; Mammalia; Carnivora; Otariidae. Gene Ontology annotation, molecular function: signaling receptor activity. The record is from RefSeq and is a predicted model, not a curated record.
CCUCUAUGGAGACCCAGGAGCCGUGCUCCAAGCAGGGCUGUUGCCUCCACGUCCAGCUUUGCACCUGCCCCUGGAGGUCUCUGCUUCCCUCUGCGUGCAGUCAGCCUUCCCCAGGUCUCCCGCUCCCCAGGCUGGCCUUGGCCUUUCUCGUUUUGUCUAUCUUGGAAGCACUGGAAAAGCUAAGCAGAGUGAGACCAGCUCCUGGUUCUCUCUCCCCAGUGUCCCCCAUGUCUCCUGCCACCAGCCCACAGGGAAAGGGCUGGAGGGUCUGGAGAGCCUUACUCCUGCUUCUGCUGCUGCUGCCACUGCUGAUCCCAGGCUCAUGGGCACUACCGGAGGCUCAGCAUCUUCACCGAGUGGCGGGGCAGACGCUCUCUGUGACAUGCCAGUACCCCCCCAAGGGCUGGCCCUACGAGAGGAAGGGCUGGUGUAAGGAGCUGUCAGCGUUCAAGUGCACCAGGCUAGUCACCAGCUCCAGUCCCGGCAGACUGGUUCAGGCCUCUCGAUUCUCAAUCUGGGACAACCCUAGUGCUGGUGUCUUCACUGUCACCAUGACUGGUCUGAAGGAGGAAGACUCGGGACACUACUGGUGUAGAAUCUACCACGCUUCCAGCAACUCUGUCUCUAAGUCCACAAGAUUCUAUCUGGCAGUGUCUCCAGCUCGUGCCUCCACACAGGCCAUCCGGGCUUCCGGUGAGCUGGUCUCAUCACCGACCCAGAGCUCUGUGCCCCCCACUGGAAGAGUCAGGGCGGCCUCCGGGGCUUCCUCUGCCCUCACCGCCCCUUCACAGCAACAAAACUCCACCCUCCAGUCUCACCCUGCAGCCCCCAGUGCUCUGGUCCCCAUGCUCUGUGCACUGCUUGUGGCCAAGAGCCUGGUGCUAUUAGCCCUGCUUGUCCGAGCCUUAAGGAGUCCACGUGUGCAACAUAGAGGGAUGUGUCUGAUGUGCGCAGCUCGGCCCAGACUCCAGGCCUUGGGGUCCAAGAAGGAUGGCCAUUCUCCCCCAGGCCCCCGGGGAGCCCCUGCCUGGCCUCUGAACCCUUCGCUCACUGCAAAGAAAAGGCAGAAGUCCCCCAGAGCUUGAUCCAAGACCCUUGACUACACCCCUCACUCCAGGGCGGAGGAUUUCCCAGCCUGGCCUCCUCCCAAGAUCCAGGCCCACUAGUGGCUCACAGGCAGUUGGCAUCUGGGACAGCACCGUCCAGGUAUGGGAGCCGAAGGCCAGUGCAGCAGCUGCCCACCAAACGCGAGCCAGCGCUGCGGGCGACUCUGACUCCUCUCCCCACCGCCUCCUCCCCAGCCCGGCUCCUCAUGCCCCUGCUCCCGUCCUCCCGCUCCC